Molecule: messenger RNA, 987 nt
Organism: Linum tenue
Lineage: Eukaryota; Viridiplantae; Streptophyta; Magnoliopsida; Malpighiales; Linaceae
Source: the annotation of a GenBank genome assembly
GUCGUCGUAUCAAGCAAGUUUCCUUCCCCGAUAUCUCUCUGCUCACUGCCGUCGUCGUCUUCCCCAAAGUUUUUCCCGCGCAUUUCCUCUAGUUCCACCGCUCGGCAGUCGGCAAUGGCUCCCAAAUCCGAUAGCCCCGAAGCAAUCGUGCUCAAAUUCGUUAACCAGCAAAAUCGGCCACUGAAUUCUCAGAUUGUAGCGGAUUCAUUACAAAAGGACAACCUCAAGAAGACUGCUGUACAGAAAGCACUGGAUACUCUUGUGGAUACUGGGAAGAUUUCGUUUAAGGAGUACGGCAAGCAGAAGAUAUACAUAGCUCGCCAGGACCAGUUUGAGAUCCCAAAUGCUGAAGAGCUUGCUCAGAUCAAAGACGAUAAUGCUAUGUUGCAGCAGAAACUGGGUGAACAGAAGAAGGCAACUGCAGAGGUCGAGGCAGAAAUCAAGGCUCUAAAGUCGAAUCUAACACUGGACGAGAUUCGGGUCGAAGAAGCCGUACUAAAGAAGGAGGUGAAGGAAAUGGAAGAAAAAUUGUUGAAAAUGCGUGGGGGAGCUGCCUUGGUGAAGCCAGAGGAGAGGAAAGCUGUUGCUGAAAUGUUUAAUGAUAGAUUGAGUCAGUGGAGAAAGCGUAAAAGGAUGUUCAAAGAUCUGUGGGAUGCCAUAACUGAGAACUCACCUAAAGAUCUGAAAGAAUUUAAGGAAGAACUUGGCAUCGAGUAUGACGAGGACGUGGGUGUAAGUUUGCAGUCAUUCAGUGAUCUGCAGCAGCCCGCUAACAAGCGACUGAGAAGCAAGUAAUUAUCAGCAGUUCCAUAAAAGUUUUGACUUCAAAACGUCUUGGUCUGUUUCCUGACUUAAACGUCAUAUCAACUAUGUAGAUUCUUUAUACUGCCUAAGCCACGCUUUCCUCCUGUGUUCUUCUGCAGACUUUCCUGUUUAUAGACGUUGAUCAUCGUAGUGCUGUUAUUCAAUUUAGUAAGUACCAUCGGU